This is a messenger RNA of Caenorhabditis briggsae, 1278 nucleotides long. RefSeq names its product Protein CBR-TAG-179 (gene Cbr-tag-179). Lineage: Eukaryota; Metazoa; Nematoda; Chromadorea; Rhabditida; Rhabditidae. Gene Ontology annotation, biological process: dolichol-linked oligosaccharide biosynthetic process; protein N-linked glycosylation. Gene Ontology annotation, cellular component: endoplasmic reticulum. The transcript is spliced from 5 exons. The record is from RefSeq and is a predicted model, not a curated record. Bases 1 to 1278 code for a protein of 425 amino acids. Gene Ontology annotation, molecular function: dolichyl pyrophosphate Glc2Man9GlcNAc2 alpha-1,2-glucosyltransferase activity.
AUGACAAAACCAAAAACUUCACGAAUAUGUCUUCCAUUUCCUCCAGUUUCGAGAAAAACUGACUUCUUACUGGGCGGAUUAUUCUCAUCCAUUCAUGUAUUGCUGACUACUAUGGUCUACCAUUAUAUUCCGGAUCCGUAUAUGGAUGAAAUUUUUCACAUCUCUCAAACAAGAUCCUACUGCUCCGGUAACUACACUUGGAAUCCGUUGAUUACAACACCUCCAGCUCUAUAUGUUAUAUCAAUGCCAUUUUGUGGAGGUUAUGAAAGAUAUGUGAAUUCUAUCCUUCUCUUUUUUGCUAUUCCUGCUUUUUGCCGGUUUCGAAGAAUGUUUGUAAGAACAGAUGUGUUUCUAACAGCUUCAAUCGUUGGAUUGCUUCCAAUUCUGAUGACUUCGUCAGUUCUCUUCUAUACCGACCUUCUAUCGUUGACUUCUGUAAUUUUGGGAUUCUCGAUGCAAAAUCCACUGACUUCUGCUGCAUUCUUUCUUGUUUCCAUUCUCACCCGACAGACAAAUAUUGUAUGGGCAGCGAUAUAUGCAUUCUCAGUGCUCGCUUCCCAAACCAAUACCAAUCAAUCGAGAACUGAAAAUAUGAAAAAUAUCGUCUUCUCUGUGUUUUCACUAUGGCCGUUUGCUGGACUCGCUAUCGGAUUUCUUGGAUUCUUAUAUCUCAAUAAUUUUCAAAUCGUUUUGGGAGAUGCAAAGGCUCAUGAACCAAAGUUCCAUGCUGCUCAGUUUUUCUACAUGGUGGCGUUUUGUGCAGCCCAUGCUUGGACUCAAAUUCUACCGAAUCUACCUUCCCAUUUGAGACAUUUGACAGAUUUAAAAGCUCUCGUACUUCAAGCAGCAAUUGCAGGAAUAGUAUACAAAUUCUCCUAUGAUCAUCCGUAUCUUCUAGCCGACAAUCGCCAUUUCACAUUCUACAUUUGGCAGCGAUUCCUGUCAAAUCCUGCGAUUCGAACAUCGAUUGCUCCACUGUAUAUGUUCUCGGCAAGAUUCAUGGCAACUUCUACACGGAACAUUCAUUUUUUUCACAAGUUUUUGUUCGUGUUCGCAACUGCAGCAGUUUUAAUUCCUGCUCAUUUGUUCGAAAUGCGUUACUAUAUUGUGCCGUACGUCAUCUGGAGGCUCUCAGCGACCAACAACCGGAAUAAAAUACUAUUGUUUUUAGAAAUUACAUCCCAGAUAACUAUUCUCUUCAUUGUUCUUUUCUUGUUCUUGUUCAAAACUUUUGAGUGGCCAAAUGAGCCUGGAAUUAAACAAAGAUUCAUGUUCUAA